Rubroshorea leprosula is the source of this 1697-nucleotide messenger RNA. NCBI's taxonomy places the organism in Eukaryota, Viridiplantae, Streptophyta, Magnoliopsida, Malvales, Dipterocarpaceae. The record is from the annotation of a GenBank genome assembly.
AUUUGAUAGUUUAUGUACAUCAUUGCUUAUAUAUAAAUGUUUGUUUGUUUAGCAAGUAGGUUAUAGUGUUAAACAUAUCAAUCAACAAUUUCAAAGUUAAAUGUGUCUCCUGUAUUGAUAGAUAACUGAAAAUCCAAAGACUGAAGAGGAUAGUCAGAAUUAUUUACUUCAUCAUAAUUCUUAGUUGGAUUUAUUUUAUUGAUUUUCUAUGUCAAGAUGUGAGUUGCCAAUUCUAUUACCACCUUGGGAUCCAUCCUUUAUUUGCUGGAAAUGUUGUGCAACUAAAUGCCAUCACUUGCUAAUCUUUUCCAAAGUCACAAGACAUUCCAUUUGCUGCAAUUGUUACACACUGUGAAUUCAAUUGGUUCUGCAGUCAAAAAGGGCACUUCAAGGGGAUGCUUUUUCACCGGGUAAUAAAGCACUAUGUAAUUCAGGCAGGGGAUAUCAAUAGUCUUGGAGCAACAAUUGAUUGGACUUUAGAACGAAAGCCUUAUGGUCAACUUGAUACCAGUUUAAAGCAUGAGGCAUUCAUGCUAGGAACUUCAAAGGAAAAACACGAUAAUAGAGGGUUUGAGCUUUUCAUUACAACUGCACCAAUCCCAGAUCUAAAUGAGAAGCUUAUUGUUUUUGGAAGGGUUGUCAAGGGAGUGGACAUUGUGCAGGUGACGUUGCAACCCUUGUUUGUACCUGUUCCUGUUUCUAAUGAUAUGGAUUUUGGUUAGAAUUUUUCUCAUUGUAUGGCCAAUAGAGACUCUUCUAUGGAUGCAUGUAGCAAGCAACAUAUUUCCUUGCUCGAGGUUAUAGACUACAAGCUCGUGGUUAACAUGCUUUACUAACUCAUUAAAUUUUUCAAAAUACUAGACCCUAGAGGAGCUAUUGACCAUCAUCAUUAGAAUUAGUUUUUUUCGUUUUCCUUCUUUUGGAUUUUUCAGUUAUGUUAAUAAUAAUAUCAUGACUUAUGAGCUUUCAAAAAUUUCCUUCUUCCAUGCUCAACUCCAGUGGAAUCCUGUCUGCCAAGUUGGAUAAUGAUAGAGAUGCUUUGUUGUAUCUUGCUUUUGCUGUUAUGUUUCUCCAAGAACUUGGAUUCGAUGAGUUACCACAUUGUUUGUGUUGCCACUUAUCAUACAAUGUUCGUUUGCAGGAAAUUGAAGAGGUGGAUACAGAUGAACACUAUCAACCAAAAUCUCCCAUAGGAAUUGUUGACGUGACCCUGAAACAGAAAAUCUGAAGUCAUCUUGAAGAGAAGUUUCCUAGAUCCUAUAUUUAGUCAUUCCAGAAAAGUUCCAGGGGCCACAGUCAGACUUGUUAAGAGACUUAUGAUGAUGCAUUUUUUAAGGCUUCACAUCUCGCAUGCAUCUAUGGAUACACAGAAUUUUACACGAGGAUUAACCACUGUUUCUUGGCUGUCAUCAUUAAGCUCUUUCACUCCAGCCAUUUUGAUUAUUUGCACUAUUCUGACUUCUUGUUUUUUUUCCCCUUAUGAUAUCUGGUCCUGUUUUACCCUAAUUGUACUCUGUAUAAUUAAGUGGAUGAGAUGUCACUUACAAUGUGGCUAUUGGAGGAUGAGAUUCAGGAUGUAUUUAUAAUUUUUUGGUAGGGUACACCAGCGAAUUAUCCUAAUUCUUCUCUUACCCUUCAUCAUCUUUCAUCUAAGUUCUUCUCAUACCCCUUUAUUUUGGACCUUAACCACAUGUCUG